Messenger RNA from Heterobasidion irregulare TC 32-1, 300 nucleotides. RefSeq lists its product as uncharacterized. The transcript is spliced from 2 exons. The record is from RefSeq and is a predicted model, not a curated record. Bases 1 to 300 code for a protein of 99 amino acids. Lineage: Eukaryota; Fungi; Basidiomycota; Agaricomycetes; Russulales; Bondarzewiaceae.
AUGUUUAUCUAUCUAUUACUACAUGAUUCAUCAAGGCCUUUCCCAGGAAAACCCCAUGCCUUGCAGGCAGUGAUGAUCGCGCCGUAUGACAUCCGCUCGUUUGUUAGAGUCCACCGCUCGACACAUGACACUGGAAUCGGGAGCAGCCUGAUCGGGAAAGGGACGCCCGUGAGAGGAGGCCGCAAGACAAACGCAAAAGCGGUUAUUUCAGCGAACAGCAAAUUCUUACAUACCUCGCCGCCCUCUUCAGUGCCUCUUCGAGCAUGUCUGGUGUGGGCGCAACAAUCGGUUGGCCCCUAG